ACUAACACAAAGACUCUCGAUAAACACACACACACACUCACCCGCUAGCGCUUACACACACACACACACACAAUGGAUGUCAAAGUUGUGGUGAUGAUGCUUUUCCUCGUUGUGACUAUGAAGGACUCGGAGACUGAAGCGAAGCCCAUCAGCCUGUUGGAGAGGUGCUGGUGCCGCUCGACGCUCAACACCGUGCCACAGAGGAGCAUCCGCGAGAUCAAAUUCCUCCACACGCCCCACUGCCCCUUCCAAGUCAUAGCCAAGCUGAAGAACAAUAGGGAGGUCUGCAUCAACCCCAAGACCAAAUGGCUGCAGCAGUAUCUGAAGAACGCCAUUAGCAAGAUAAAGAAGUCAAGGCAGACUGAUAACUAAAGGCAGCGGGGAUGUGAGAAGAGCCGGCGUGUGUCUCUGACCUCUGUAUUAUGUGUGCACCUCUGACACACACACACACACACACACACACACACACACACACACACACACACACACACACACACACCAUCCCUAUGUGGACUGCUUGCACAAACAGCACUUCGCCUACAAACACCUUUUUCCUGAUGCAACACAACACACACACACAAACACACACACACACAGCACCAUUUUUGCCAUUGUGAGAUUUCAGGCUUGUGCAGGUGUGUAUGCUGAGCUGAACUGAGGGGCUGGAUGUGGAUACAAAUAUUUUUGCGUGUUUUUCUAUAUGCAUUCGCUUUGUGCCUUUUUUUUUUAGUAGUAAUAAGUUGCUGAUCAGUGUUGUGGUGAAUUAAGAAGGAAAAGGAGAGUGAAUGAGAGAGAGAGAGAGAGAGAGAGAGAGAGAGAGAGAGAGAGUGUAGCAGUCACGCUUUAAACUCUAAAAAUGUAAGGAAUCAAGGAAGGUUUGAUAUAAAAACGUAAAACAAAAUGUUGAACGUUUCGUCGCGAGCUACGACGCUAACGUAGAGAACAUGUAUAGGAGGCAAACAGCUGUCAGCUUAGCGUCACGAUUAGAUCAUCAUUUUGUCAUUCAGCAUUCAAAAGUGGAUAAAAAGACCACCAUUAGUUUCAGACAGGGGGCGUGGCUUAGACUUUGAAGGCGGAAAUGUGUUUUCAAAGUGAUUCAGCGAAACCGUUAGCUAUUUCUUAGCUACACAAAGCCUUAAACAGUGAAAUAAAUUGUUAAUUUUUAAAAAAUUCCUCAAAUCUGCUUGCUCAAGUACGUUGAUAAGGAUUGAACGCGUCAUUAGGAGGUGUUUCACGGCGACACUUUCAGUGACUUCGGCAAGAUUCUACUUUUCCUUCGAUGUUGUCACUUUAAGAGUCACAGGAUGAUCUUUCAUGCACUGGCGUAGAUAACUUCUUUUUUUUUUCUUCCUCCUAACACCUUCUACCAGGCCGUAUUUACCUUUAUAAAUCGUUAGAACUCUUUAGGAUUCGGUAACGUAGCUAGUUUUUUCAUAAACUCUAAUCUACUAAACGCCUCAUGCUUUCAAGCUCGGACAAGUAAACAAGGGUUAAACCAUGUUAUAGGGCGCUGACACUGGAGACUCCUUCCGUGAACGUUGAAUAAACAGCUUUUCCUCACAGAAAACGUCACUAUAUAGACCAUGACGUGUUAUUAAGUUAUCAUACGGUAAAAAUAUACUGUAGACGUUCUGGCCAAUCAGAAACAAACGAAUUACGUACGAGAUAAACACGUACGUUUGCGUUAAAGGUGGCGUUAUCGAGUCGUAAACAUGCUUCCAGCGAGUUAUUCUUACCACGUAGAAAGUGUUAGCAUGUUUUAUUUGCUAAGUACAAUAUGACAACUUCACGAUAUCAGGAAACGUUUGUUUGAUUUCUUUCAAUAAUGCAACUUUCAUAUCAAUGCAAUCUCUCUUGGCAGCUGCUAAUUGUUUCAUUUUAUUUUCUUCUUAAACCUGUGCUUAUGAAAUAUUAUAUAGCGCAUCUCCUUACAGCCAGAGGUUUUAUUCAGUUGUGUUCGCACGCCUGAUCAUGACCUAGGCUUGUGGGGUUUGUUGUAAAAGUGCAAGGUUGGAUUAGUAAAAGGAGACGAAUUUAAGUGAAAUAAAAAAGUGCAAUUUGAAACAAAACAAUUGGAAAAAUUGUUUUACCAAUCCAACCAAUCCACUUGAUUGUGUCUUGCAUUACAAAUGCGUCAUAAUUAUGGACCAAAUGUCAUCUAUACGUCCGAUUCUCAACAUUUAGAAAGGCAAAUAGUCAGAGAACUGGGUGAUAUUGGAACAUUUGGCCUCAUAUUUCGUCAAGAUGUUUCCAGAAUUAUGAACAUAUUUAGUGCUGUUUAAUUAUUUACGAACGUUAACUCAUUUUAAACAUGGUUUAUUUUCGUAUGAGGGAACCUUCGAGGGAAAUAUUGUUAUUUGAAAUCAUACGACUGAAAAAAACCCCCAAAACCCAUCAUCUAAUCACACCUUUCCAGUGUAACAGCCGGAUGACGAGCAACUCCUAAACCCCUGCUUAUUACCCGUGUAAUCGUAACGGUAUAUAAUAACAUGUGGAUAUGAUUUCCAAGGGAAUGAAACAUGUGCGUUUUAUCAGCAUCGGGCCAAUACAAUAAGCACUUCACUGCUGUACAUGACUUUAGAAUUUUUUUAAAAAACUUUUGCAGUGUUUUAAUUUUUUUUUUAAUGUUAAAAAACAAAACAAAAAAUAAAC
This is a messenger RNA of Ictalurus punctatus (channel catfish), 2652 nucleotides long. RefSeq names its product chemokine (C-X-C motif) ligand 12b (stromal cell-derived factor 1) (gene cxcl12b). The record is from RefSeq and is a predicted model, not a curated record. Gene Ontology annotation, biological process: defense response; axon guidance; induction of positive chemotaxis. Bases 73 to 372 code for a protein of 99 amino acids. The transcript has 4 exons. Gene Ontology annotation, molecular function: chemokine activity; chemoattractant activity. NCBI's taxonomy places the organism in Eukaryota, Metazoa, Chordata, Actinopteri, Siluriformes, Ictaluridae. Gene Ontology annotation, cellular component: extracellular region.